Messenger RNA from Pseudopipra pipra, 1843 nucleotides. It is a transcript of the gene SETD6, whose product is annotated as SET domain containing 6, protein lysine methyltransferase. Gene Ontology annotation, molecular function: protein binding; protein-lysine N-methyltransferase activity. The record is from RefSeq and is a predicted model, not a curated record. NCBI's taxonomy places the organism in Eukaryota, Metazoa, Chordata, Aves, Passeriformes, Pipridae. Gene Ontology annotation, biological process: peptidyl-lysine monomethylation. Gene Ontology annotation, cellular component: nucleus. The transcript has 9 exons. Bases 197 to 1666 code for a protein of 489 amino acids.
CUACGACCACCCCGGAGCCCGCAGAGAAACGCCCGAACCCCUCAGUUUACCGGGCGCAUUUCCGCGGCCGCCGCCCCCGGCCCUUUUUGUCCCUCCGCGACCACCGUCAGCCCCGCGGGGAGGGGGCGGAGCCUCCCUGCCCACUCGGAAGGGCCCGGCGGCACCACGUGGUGCGGAACCACGUGUGGGCUCCGUCAUGGCGUCGGCGCCCAAGAGGUUCAAGGCGGCGGCCGGGAGUGGUUCCGGGGGGAAGGGCAGCGCCGACCCCCUCUCCGCGUUCCUGGCGUGGUGCGGGCGGGCCGGGGUGGAGCUCAGCCCCAAGGUGCGCCUGAGCAGGGAGGGCGCGGUGGCGGGGUACGGCCUGUUGGCCGCCGAGGAGCUGGAGGCGGGAGAGGUCCUGUUCACCAUCCCUCGCACGGCGCUGCUGUCCCAGCACACCACCUCCAUCCACACCCUCCUGCAGGAAGCCCAGGAGUCCCUGCAGAGCCAGUCCGGGUGGGUCCCUCUCCUGCUGGCCCUGCUGCACGAGUACACAGCCAGCAGCUCCCAGUGGCAGCCGUAUUUCUCCCUCUGGCAGGAUUUCCGGAGCCUGGAUCACCCCAUGUUCUGGCCUGAAGAAGAGCGAACAAGGCUCCUGCAGGGCACAGGCAUUCCAGAAGCCGUGGACAAGGAUCUAGCUAACAUCCACCUGGAGUACAGCUCCAUCAUCCUCCCUUUCAUGGAGUCCCACCCUGAUGUCUUUGACCCCAAGCUGCACACUCUGGAAUUGUAUAAGGAGCUGGUGGCAUUUGUCAUGGCCUACAGCUUUCAGGAACCUUUGGAGGAGGAAGAUGAAGAUGAGAAGGGGCCCAAUCCUCCCAUGAUGGUGCCUGUAGCAGAUAUUUUGAAUCACGUGGCCAACCACAACGCCAACCUGGAGUACUCUCCUCACUGCUUGCGAAUGGUGACCACACAGCCCGUGGGGAAGGGCCAGGAGAUCUUCAACACCUACGGGCAGAUGGCCAACUGGCAGCUGCUGCACAUGUACGGCUUCGCCGAGCCCUACCCCGGCAACACCCACGACACCGCCGACAUCCAGAUGGUGACGGUGCGCGCGGCGGCGCUGCGGCCAUUUCAGGUGCUGGGGCCACGCCUUGUUUUCUGCCUCCUGUUUGCCCUUCUCUGCUCGCCCCCCGCCCCGGUGGGGUUGCAGCUCUGCUGUCUUCAAACAGGUGCCAGCAGCGAAGCGCAGCAGCAGCUGGUCUCAGAGCAGUGGGACUUCUUGUGCCAGCUGGAGAUGGUGGGCGAGGAAGGUGCCUUUGUGCUUGGCUGGGAUGAGGUGCUGACAGAGGAAGAGCUGUCCGUGACCCUGAAGGUGCUGUGCAUGUCAGAAGAAGAAUUCAAGGAGUAUAAGGAACAAGAUGGCUGGGAAGAUGACAGUGAGGAAGAGGAAAACUCUACCCUUUCUAAUGAGGCUCUCUCCAGACUAAAAACCCCAUGCAAGAAGCUCCUUUAUGACAGUGUGCUGCUGACCCUGGAGUCCUACAGGUCAGACCUGAAAGCAGAGCAGGACUUGCUAAAUAACAAGGAGGCUUAUGAGAAACUGAGUCGAAGGGAGCAGCAGGCUCUGCACGUGCGCUACGGACAGAAAAGGAUCUUGCAUCAGCUGCUGGAGCUGGUACGAUAGAAACCUCACUGCCCCUGGACAGGACCUGCCCAGGACUGAUCCAAGGGGAAGGGCAGCCUCUGGACAUCAGUCCUGCAGCAGGGAGGACAGAUGGCAAGAUUGACUAUAGGCCCACUUGUCCCUUAUAAGGCAUGUGGCUUUUGAGCUAUCUCUACAUAAAGAAUAUCUUGACAGCAC